This is a messenger RNA of Sphaeramia orbicularis (orbiculate cardinalfish), 2748 nucleotides long. It is a transcript of the gene slc6a3, whose product is annotated as solute carrier family 6 member 3. NCBI's taxonomy places the organism in Eukaryota, Metazoa, Chordata, Actinopteri, Kurtiformes, Apogonidae. Gene Ontology annotation, biological process: amino acid transport; nitrogen compound transport; sodium ion transmembrane transport. Gene Ontology annotation, cellular component: plasma membrane. Bases 504 to 2360 code for a protein of 618 amino acids. The transcript is spliced from 16 exons. The record is from RefSeq and is a predicted model, not a curated record.
AGGAGAGUGAUGAGUGUGUGUGUGUGGGGCGGGUGUUGAUUGUGGCUCAUAUUUCAAGAGUGGUCCCGCAGACAGAUCUCCAUACCACACCACAGGGUUCUCUGGUCUCUGUGUGUGUCACUGGAGGCAAGGAAGGAAAAAGUGGGAGGGUUUUCUGCAACUCAUCAUAGAUUGCAGUUUCCCCCCUCAUCUUAAUCUGUCUCUAUCCUCGUCCUCUGUUUCUCUGUGACUUUCACCCUUUUCUCUGUUUUUUUUUUUUUUUUUUUUCCUCCUUCAAUCCGAGUCUUAACUUAUCAAAGACAGUCUCUGCACAAAUAUGGUCAACAUCAACACGCAGCGCAACCGAGAAAACCAGCCCAAGUGGAAUUAAACUGUCUAAGCUGACAGCUGGAAGAGCAGUCACCUUUCAAGGCUCUUUGGCUGCAUCUGCCUACUUCCCUCUACAACCUGCAAGACUCCCCCCACCAAAAAAAAAAAACAAAAAAAAGGUUGUGAACCCCUCCAUGCUCACAGAGAGUGUCCCUGUCGGCCUGAUGUCCUCAGUUGUAGCCCCGGAGAAACCCACCUCCAACUACAUGGGCCCCAAAGAGGUGGAGCUGAUCCUGGUCAAAGAGCAGAAUGGGGUUCAGUUCACUUCGACCACCUUAGUGGCUCCCACUCCCACUCAGACCAACCCCAGUGGGGAGGAGGAGCGGGAGACAUGGGGCAAGAAAAUCGACUUCCUCCUGUCUGUGAUCGGAUUUGCCGUGGACCUGGCCAACGUCUGGAGAUUCCCCUACCUCUGCUAUAAGAACGGCGGAGGUGCCUUCCUUGUGCCAUACCUGUUCUUCAUGCUGAUAGCAGGCAUGCCUCUGUUCUACAUGGAGCUGGCUUUGGGACAGUACAACAGAGAAGGAGCAGCUGGCGUCUGGAAGAUCUGCCCCAUAUUUAAAGGUGUAGGGUUUACAGUCAUCCUCAUUUCCCUGUACGUCGGUUUCUACUAUAACGUCAUCAUCUCCUGGGCGUUGUUCUACCUCUUCUCGUCAUUUACCGGUGAACUACCCUGGGUCCACUGCAACAACACCUGGAACAGUCCCAACUGCUCCGACUGGGCCGACAACACCACUGUCAGUGACAUUUACAAGGCCACCCCUGCUCAAGAAUACUUCGAACGAGGGGUGCUCCACAUUCAGGACAGCAACGGUAUUGAUGACCUUGGACGUCCACGCUGGCAGUUGACUUCCUGUCUCGCUGUGGUGAUUGUUCUGCUCUACUUUAGUCUCUGGAAAGGGGUGAAGACCUCUGGCAAGGUUGUGUGGAUCACAGCCACCAUGCCCUAUGUGGUCUUGACUGUGCUGCUGAUCCGAGGAGUCACUCUGCCUGGAGCCAAAGAUGGUAUUAAGGCCUAUCUCUCUGUGGACUUCCUGCGACUCUGUGAUGCUAAGGUCUGGAUUGAGGCUGCGACACAGAUCUGUUUCUCACUGGGAGUGGGGUUUGGUGUGCUAAUUGCCUUUUCCAGCUACAACAAAUUCAGCAACAACUGCUACAGAGAUGCCAUCAUCACCAGCUCCAUCAACUCUCUAACUAGUUUCUUCUCCGGUUUUGUGGUUUUCUCCUUCCUCGGGUACAUGUCCCACAAGCACAAUGUGCCUCUGGAUAAAGUGGCCAGAGAUGGUGCAGGUUUGGUGUUUGUAAUCUACCCAGAAGCCAUUGCAACAUUGCCUGGAUCAUCAAUUUGGGCAGUUAUCUUUUUCAUCAUGUUGCUAACACUUGGAAUUGACAGUGCUAUGGGUGGGAUGGAGUCGGUCAUCACCGGGCUUAUUGAUGAGUUCAAAUUCCUCCACAAGCACAGAGAACUUUUCACUCUCUUCAUUGUUGUUGCCACCUUCCUCAUUUCUCUCUUCUGUGUUACAAAUGGUGGGAUGUACGUGUUUACUCUGCUCGACCACUUUGCAGCAGGGACAUCGAUUCUCUUUGGAGUGCUUAUUGAAGCCAUUGGCAUUGCAUGGUUCUAUGGAGUCGACCGUUUCAGUGACGACAUUGAGGAGAUGAUCGGCCAACGUCCAGGCAUGUACUGGAGGCUGUGCUGGAAAUUUGUGAGCCCCUGCUUCCUUCUGUUUAUGGUGGUGGUGAGUUUUGCCACAUUCAACCCUCCAAACUACGGCUCCUACAUGUUUCCUCCAUGGGCUAACAUGGUGGGGUGGUGUCUGGCCAUGUCUUCAAUGACCAUGGUGCCUCUGUACGCCAUCUACAAACUGUGCACGCUUCCCGGAAAGUUCUGCGACAGACUGGCCUACGCCAUCACCCCAGAGACGGAGCAUCAUUUAGUAGACAACGGGGAGGUUCGACAGUUCACGCUGCAUCACUGGUUGGUGGUCUGAAAGCGACAGAGGGAAAGAGAUAAGAGAGAGUUUAAGAGUGAGAGAGCAUGAGAGUAUGGACACGAGGUGAAAGUAUACAUGCACAGCAAAGCAUUGAAGAGCUACAAAGAGAGAAAUAGCCAUUUAAAGAUUUCACAGAGGUGGUGGUGGUGGUGGUGAGAAGAAAGCUUAAAGUGCCAAAACAAAAUACACAGAAAUUCUAGUAUAGUUUUAUUUUAAUAGUGGAUGUAUGAACCCGUGCACUGACCCCCUUCACACCAGUGAGACGGAGUCAGUACAGCAGGUACCGUUGUGUUCAACCUGUCACUUCCAUAAACAUAAACUGUUCUUUAAAGGACACCAUGCAGCUUUUAGCCCGUUGGUUAUCACUUUGCACUUGUCACAGUCU